Messenger RNA from Lotus japonicus, 873 nucleotides. RefSeq lists its product as uncharacterized. The coding region runs from base 1 to 873 and encodes 290 amino acids. NCBI's taxonomy places the organism in Eukaryota, Viridiplantae, Streptophyta, Magnoliopsida, Fabales, Fabaceae. The transcript is spliced from 3 exons. Gene Ontology annotation, molecular function: metal ion binding. The record is from RefSeq and is a predicted model, not a curated record.
AUGUCAACAAGUGAUGGAUAUGAUGAAGAGACUUUUGUUCUCAAAGUACACAUGAACUGUCAAGGCUGCAUAAACAAAGUAAGGAAAGUACUCCGAAAAAUUGAAGGUGUCUACAAAGUAGACAUUGAUGCAGAAGGGCAGAAAGCAAUUGUCACAGGCAAUGUUAAUUCUGCCACUUUGAUCCAAAAAUUAGCCAAACUUGGCAAACAUGCAGAGAUAUUGAAUGCUGAAUACAACCAAGAGCAAGACAGCCAUGGCAGAGGCGAAAAUAAUGACCACACUGCCUCUGAGAAUCAGGACAUGAUUCCCGCAUUCUUUGGCAAAGAUCAUUGGGGACCUGAAGGGUAUUAUCAUCAAGAUAUGGGUGCCAAAACCAUGGAAAGCGAGAUGCAUCAACGUUUCGCUGCGCCAUUGUUUUUUGAAAAUGCUUACAAUAGAGCCAAUCCAAAUUUCACCAGUUUCACUGAAAAUCCCAUGAUAAGGCCUGAAAGUUUUCAAGAGAAAGGUGCAAGUGAUUACUUUGGCUUAGGGAGUCAAGAAUGGGCACAAAACUUCUUUGAUGGAUCAUCAAUUAGUGAAUAUGGUUAUGAACCAUCUCUUAUGCCCAACAUACAUGGAUACUAUCAUAGUCAUCCUUUAAAGAUGAUGCCACUAUCACAAAACUUCUUUGAUGGAUCAUCAAUUAGUGAAUAUGGUUAUGAACCAUCUCUUAUGGCCAACAUACAUGGAUACUAUCAUAGUCAUCCUUUGAAGAUGAUGCCACUAUCCUCCUACAAUCAUCUACCCUAUGGAAUCAACAUCCACAUGCAGGAGCCACCAACUAGGAAUGAUUUGAUGAUGAAGACAUACAUGCUUCAGCAUAUGGCAAAUUAA